This is a messenger RNA of Cuscuta campestris, 1577 nucleotides long. The record is from the annotation of a GenBank genome assembly. NCBI's taxonomy places the organism in Eukaryota, Viridiplantae, Streptophyta, Magnoliopsida, Solanales, Convolvulaceae.
GCACCUCAUACCUCUCUCUCUCUAUUUAUUCCCAAUAAAUGAAGGAACCUCAUUUCUCUUCACCCCUCCCCACUUCUUCUCUACCAAGCAACUUCAUUCAUCAUCUAUCAUUUCCUUUGCUACUCACAAUCAUUUAAUUCAUUUCAGUUUUUUUCUUUCAAUAUUAUUAUUAUUAUCAUCAUUUAAACUCAUAUAUUCCCAUCCAUUAUAUUCUUGGUUUUAUAUAUUUCCAUUCUGCAUUUAAGAACCAAAUAAAACACUUUCAUUUGAAGAAAACAGAAACAAAAAAAAAUGGGGGUUGUUCUUGAGCUUCUUCUUGUAGGAGUUCUGGCUAUGUUGCCGCCACCGGCCCUCGGGUACGGUGGCUGGAGCAGAGCCCGAGCCACGUUCUACGGCGGCGGGGAUGCUUCCGGAACAAUGGGUGGAGCAUGUGGAUAUGGAAACUUGUACAGCUCGGGCUAUGGUACAAACACGGCAGCUUUGAGCACUGCCCUGUUUAACAACGGCCUGAGCUGUGGGUCGUGCUUCCAGAUAAUGUGUGUCAAUGACCGGUCGUGUGUUCGAGGAAUCAUCACCGUCACCGCCACCAACUUCUGCCCCCCGGGCGGUUGGUGCGAGCCUCCGAACCCGCAUUUUGAUCUCUCUCAGCCCGUUUUUCUAAGAAUUGCGCAAUACAAUGCCGGAGUCGUUCCUGUCUCUUACAGAAGGGUACCCUGCAUGAGAAGGGGAGGGAUAAGGUUCACGGUGAACGGGCACGCGUUCUUCAACCUAGUCUUGGUGACGAACGUUGGAGGGUCGGGAGACGUGCAUGCGGUGUACAUAAAGGGGUCGAGAACCGGGUGGCAAAUGAUGUCAAGAAAUUGGGGCCAGAAUUGGCAGAGCAAUGCCAACCUCAACGGCCAAAGCCUCUCUUUCAGGGUGGUUACGGGCGACGGCCGCAGCCUCGUGUCCUACAAUGUCGCCCCUCCGUCUUGGUCCUUCGGCCUGACCUACACCGGCCGCCAGUUCCGCCCCUAGGACAUAUCAUAUCCUACCUGCCCUUAUUCAUAUGGUCACAAGGAAUUGAAGAAGCUAAGUAUCCUAGCUUAAAUGGGUUUUCUGUUUUUGUUUUUUGUUGCAAAAAAAAAAGAAGAAGGAAUGGUUUUGAAAUGGUCCUUUUACUCUUUUAGCCAUGCUAAAAAGGCCAUUUAUUUGACCACAUGAAAAUUCAUGCUUAUUAUUAUUAUUAUUAUUAAUUGUGCAGACAUAUAAUAAUGUAUCUGCAAAUUAAAGGUGUGGAAGAGAAAAUGUUUUUUUUAAAAAAAAUAAUGGUUUGUGAUUAGGAUAGGAUUAAUUAAGGGCAAAGAGGUAAUUAGUGGUGAAUGAAAGUGGAGGGUGGAGUACUAUAGCUUUGUACUUGUAGAUGAUGAGCAAGGCAUUGUGAAGGCAUGAGAAAAUUAAAAUUGCCUUCCACCUUAUUUAUUCAGAUUUGUAAUUCUGAUAACCCCACAAAAUAAUAAAUAAUGUCCAUCCUUGUAAUUGUAAUUUGUAUUAUUGUAAUGGAAAAUAAUGUUAAAAUUAUUGUAAUGCAUCCCCAU